CUUCCCCCACGCCAAGAGGACGGGAGGCAGAACCCCGGGACGUGCAGGACGAGGCAGAGCUGCUUGACGCUCCGGAGGGUUUUUAAUUUAGAGUGUGCAGUUACAGGGAAGGCAGAGGAGAAGGACUGACUGAUCAGAGCUGGAAAACACACUAAAUACUUACAUUUUUUUCCCCCCUCCACACAUUAAACAGACCAGACGACGCGGUCGGUCAUGGGUGUGAAGAUGCUGCAGUGUUUUCCUUUCUACAGACGGUGCAAAGAGCGCUGCAAGAGCAGGGAGGCCCCCCCGGCAGCAGUUCCCACAGAUGAGGCGAAGCCUCGUCUCUCCUCCACGACGUCCUGGGGCAGCGAGAGCGAGGGAGCGGGGAGCCUCAGCCGGGGAUCCCAGCUCUACUUCUCCACCAAGGCCCGGCUGUCCUUCAGGCACCAGCUGGACAGCAACAUCAACGCGGUGGACGCCACCUACUGAGCAGAGCGGAGAACUGCAAGGGAGGCAAAGGGACUGCGCUUCAUGGAUGGGUUGGGAGUCUACAGGCCGGAGCUUUUGCCUUUCCCCUGAAAUGCUGAGAACUCUUGGAGGCUUUAAGUGAGAGGAAAACAGACUGGAUGUGUCAGAUCAUCUCUAAAAACAACAAGAGUGUGUGUGUGUGAGAGAAAAAGGACUCGUUAUGGGAGAGCAAAGGAUGGUCGUUUACAGCUUUCUUCACCAACAAGUGCAUUACUUUUUUUUGUUAUUAUUAUCAUCAUUGAGCAAGUUUUGUAUUCCGCUUUUUGUGUUUUGAUAUUUGUGAGUUUAAAAAAAAGGCUGUUUUCUCUUUGCUCGUCACGGCUGAUUUUAAACUAACCGUUUUUUUAUUUUUGUAGUUGUAGAGAUUGUCAUGACUAACUGGAUCUGAAGCACACAACAACUAACAUUAACAUUUCACUUUCUAAAUUCACAAGCUUAUAGUGAAUUGCUAAAAAAGUAAGAAAUGAUUUGUCAUAUUUUUUUGUUACAAGGGUCAAAAGGUCCCUGAAAUCGCACAUGAGAAUGUCACUCCAGCUGUUUUAUGCAAUGUUUUGAAAAGGACAAAGUAAACUGAGCCAUACUGCGACUUUUCUAUUUCCAAACUCUCAAAUAUGGAAUGUUUUAAUGGUACUUUAAUGUGCUUUCCUACAAUGAACCUACAUGACGAUAUAUGCGGGGAUAGUUUUCUCACUGACAACCUAAAUUAAUAUAUUCUGAGCUGCAGAGGUCUGCUAACAUUUGUAAUAAAACCUGUUUUUAUAUCAAGA
Molecule: messenger RNA, 1277 nt
Organism: Poeciliopsis prolifica (blackstripe livebearer)
Lineage: Eukaryota; Metazoa; Chordata; Actinopteri; Cyprinodontiformes; Poeciliidae
Exons: 3
Coding region: 214-471 (85 amino acids)
Source: RefSeq, a predicted model, not a curated record